UUCAUCGUCCCCAAUCCUCGGUCCCCACCCUCUUCUUCCUUUCCAAUCCUAUCCGCUUUCAUUCCCUUCACCAACUUCAUUCCUUCAAUGGCCAUCGACGUCCUUCGUCGAUUCCUCCUCUGUUUCAACUCCGCCGACUCCCCCGUCGCCAAUCCCUCACACUCCGCCGCCAACCCCGCAUCCUCCGCCACACCCAAGAAACGCCUCAGCACCUCUCUCCGGGACGACAUUGCAGACGAGAAAACGAACGCCAGAGGAACCUGUAAUCAAGAUCAAGAUUCCAGUUCCGACUCCAUCGGCACCGCCGCCUCGGCCGCACCCCCGCGGCCUUCGAAAUCGAUGGUAAUCGGAACCAUCUUCGGCAACCGCCGCGGCCACGUCUGGUUCUGCGUCCAGCACGAUCGGUUAUCUAUUAAACCUAUUCUGCUUCUCGAGCUUUCCAUCUUCACAAACCAGCUGGUCCAAGAAAUGCGGUUCGGGUUGGUCCGAAUAGCUCUCGAAUGCGACAGAUCCGGACUCGAAUCCUGCCCACUCCGAUCAGUACCCGUUUGGACCAUGUUCUGCAACGGGCGGAAAGUCGGGUUUGCGGCAAAGAGGAAACCAAGCGAAAGGGUCACGCUGAUUCUGAAGACGAUGCAGUGCGUGUCAGUCGGAGCCGGAGUCUUACCGUCUGGCUUGAAGACGGAUUCGGUAUCGGAAGAGCUUAUGUAUAUGAGAGCUAAUUACGAGCACGUGGUGGGAAGCGCAGAUUCCGAAUCGUUUCAUCUCAUUAACCCAGACGAGUCACCUGGUCAAGAACUCAGCGUCUUCUUGCUGCGAUCUUGAAGUCAUGUUCCUCGUUGAGUAGGGCUAUUUUCGAAAAAAGAUCCCAAAUUUAUAUUUAUUUUGGAAUUGGAAUUUCUUGUACAGAUAUGACAAAGCCUUUUUUUCCCCCCUCCUUUGUGCUAGUAGAAAUUUCAAUUAUCCAGGAGGGUUGAAAACUAGGUGUUUUUUUUUCCCUCGUUAUUUUGACACCAACCGAGCUUCCAGCUCGAAUUCUUUAGCUAGCUUCAAUGGGUUGAAAUUGAAAAAUCCUUAUCAAGAUUUUCAGUUUCUUGGAAAGUGAACCAAUUGAGUACUUACCACCAGAUCCAAGUUUUCUUAGAGUUCUUCACUAUUUUUUUAUGUUUUCUUUCUGGGACUGUUCAUUAAGGCCAUGUGAGUUCUGUGGGUAGAUAAGAUUUUCUGUGUAUAAUUUCACAAUAUUGUAUCCUUACACCUUUGUCCAUAGUAAAACAAGCA
Messenger RNA from Prosopis cineraria, 1281 nucleotides. Its product is annotated as protein MIZU-KUSSEI 1. NCBI's taxonomy places the organism in Eukaryota, Viridiplantae, Streptophyta, Magnoliopsida, Fabales, Fabaceae. The transcript has a single exon. Gene Ontology annotation, biological process: hydrotropism. Bases 88 to 825 code for a protein of 245 amino acids. The record is from RefSeq and is a predicted model, not a curated record.